This is a messenger RNA of Anneissia japonica, 7386 nucleotides long. Its product is annotated as inactive tyrosine-protein kinase PEAK1-like. The record is from RefSeq and is a predicted model, not a curated record. Gene Ontology annotation, molecular function: ATP binding; protein kinase activity. NCBI's taxonomy places the organism in Eukaryota, Metazoa, Echinodermata, Crinoidea, Comatulida, Comatulidae. Gene Ontology annotation, biological process: protein phosphorylation.
CAACAGUGUGGUAACUAGGUUUAUUUAUCUAGGCUACGGAUUUGUUUCAUUUUUAACUGAUAAAACGGUCAGUGGUUACAGGACUAUAUUACAUACUUGUGGAUAAUUAAAAGAGCUCAGUUUGGAAUAUUGGAUAAGACAAAAACCUGGAGUUUCAUUCUUAAUCACAAGUGAUCUACUACUUCAGAGAAGAUAAGAUGUCUAGGAACAAUUUUCUUUCACAUUUGUAGGGUUGGAAGAAUAAUGAAAUCAAGUACCUGAAUAUGACUGUUAAUUUAAAUGAGAAUGGAAAUAAUGUGUACAGUUCCAUUAAUCAGCUAAUCAAAUGAUAGUCUUAAAUUAUUCAACAUGAAGGAGGAAGUUAAGAUAAACAACAUUCCCUGCAAGGACUACAAACAACAUCAAUUUAAGCACAACUAUUGCGCCAAAUGCUUAAAACCACUGGCUCAGCACUCAAUAAGCAUAAGUCGAACAUUGGAACCAGUUAAUGUUAAAAUUAUUGAGCUACAGAAUGGAGAUAAUAAUGAUGGUGAAAGUUUUGACAAACCCAUUUCAAACAAAUAUCAAGACACGUUAAUUUGUUCUAUUGACAGUGACCAACAGGUGAAUGGGUCCCAUAAAGAAAAUGGCUUCUCAGAAAGCAAUGGUUUUCAUGUGAGUUCAAGAACCCACAAAAAAUCUUGCAACAAAAAUUCAAGAACGCCUCCGCAGGUUAAAGAUAAACCAGUAGGUUCGGGAUUAAGGCGUCAAAAUCCAGUUGCAAAAUCCACAGGCUCCCAAAUUCUACUAAAGAGUAAUGGAGAAUCAACACCAAGGUCGCGAAGGGCAGAUUCUGCUCCAGAAACAGAAAGUGUGUCACCUACAGAAAAACAGCAUGUACGACUGACAAAGAGCACAAAUUCUAUUUGCACAGACAAUACUGGUCUUGAAUUUCAGCGGGUUGCAAAGAGUCUAAAAAAAGUUAACAAUAAUUUUGUUAUAGAGGAGAAUAACAUUGCACAAAUUUCCACAAGUACUCCAUCAGGGAAGCAGGACUUUCCUGAUGGAAGAGUAGAUUCAAAGGACUUUGUAAUAGUACAAGAUUUGAAAAGAAAAGAAGAACUCAUUGCUGCCAAAUCUGAUUUACCAUCCCAGAUGCUUUCAAAUGCUGCAUACUCUGCUUUUAAAAUAGAAAAGCAUGAUACUUUACCUAGGAGCAUUGGUAGUAAUCAUAAAAGACCAUCAAUUGGUGAUUUAUCAGAACGACGUGAUUCUGACCCAGAAAUAUAUGAACCAGAGCAAAAGGUUGAAGAGAUCAAUGUAGUUUUAUUGAGCGACAGUGCGAACCCUGCAAAGAUAUCGCAAAACAAGAAAGUGAAAAGCAGUCAGAUAAGCUCAGAGAUAUAUUUUGGGAUGAAUGUAAAUCAGGAAAAUAGAAACAACUCCACAAACAAUAAUCAUCGACCUCCUUUGAUAAGGGAGUCUUCAAGAGAAAUUACAAUCAUAUCUGCUGAUGGAUCAGUGUCUCGAUGCACAGAAUCGCCCCCAUUGCAUCUACCCUCAGAUAACAGGGUUUCUACCAAUUCUACAUUGUCAAAUUUAUCAUUGCAUUCCAGUGGAAGUAGCUUCAGCACAUCUUCAAAGGUUCAGCCUUACAGAGUUGUUGAUUUAGAGACGCAUGAAUGUGCACCAUAUGUUGUCACUGACAUUCCAGGAACGUCAGAUAAAGACAACAGACUUUCAAACAAUAGUGAUGACUCUGAAAAUGGUCAUAAAACAGUGUUUCAGCAAAAGAUCACCCUUGUUGAUUCAACCUAUACAGUAAAGGAACAUCAGUUUGGGAGGCAGGCAUCUGGAAACGUACCUGAAUAUGAAGAACCAGCUGAACAAUCACCAACGUUGCCAAAAAUUCUUCAUCAUGAAAUGUCUGCCUUGCCAAAGUCUGCAAAGCGAAAUUCGGAUUCCUCAUUAUACAGAGUACCAAUUUUUAUAGGCUCUAACAUUGAUGCUGUAAAUGGGUCAUCGCAAAGAUCAGAUGGCAAAGUACUGCCUGAACCAAAAUCCACAGAUGACCAGUACCUUAAACCAAUGAGAAGAUUUAGUACCCCUUCAAAUGAUAUUGAUCACAAUUAUGAUGUAGUUCCAGAAUCAGAGACUGAUUUUUCAGAUAUGUCAAAAAGCACUUCAAGCAGUGGUGGAGAAAGUAGUGGAAUUAAAAAGAAGCUUCGCUCAAGAAAGUCUGCAGACAUUAAAAUGAAUCAACAAAAAUCAGAUUCACGGUCAAGAAAAAGAUCUGUCACCCAUCCUACUUCAUCUCAUGCUAGUUCCUCUGUUCAAAACAGUGAACAGAGUUUUAAAAAAAACAUUCAAUUCAGUGAUGAGGACCUGGAGAACAUUAAAAAAACUCCAGUGAAGAUGCGCCAGAAGCGUAAUGCUCCACCUCCACCACCAGAGAGUAAAUCAAGGCGAUCCCUUACCAUGUAUAAUUUUACUGCUGAUGAGAUGAUGACUUUUUCAGAUACCAUGCCAAAGGUACCACCACCAUUGCCCCCUCAUCAAAACUUGGAAAGGAAGAUGUCCCAACCAGUAAACAUACCAAAAUCUAAUUCAAGAACAGUUGAAAACAACAACAAACCAACUAACAAGCCUAGACCUACAGGUAGUUCUAGUCAAGCCCAUCCUUCUUCAAAGAGCACUACAUUGCCUGUCAACAGUAAAGCACCCUCAAGUCAUGAUAAAUUGGCAGAAAGGUCUACCCCAGAGAAGAACAUGGAUGGUAAGAAGAGGACUGCACCACUGUUGAAUCAAAGAGAUCGAUCUCUGUCUCCCCACAGGAAAGAGACUAAAGACAAAGCUGGAGACAAGGAACCAGUUGAUCCAGUACAUGAAGUUCUGGCCUCUUACUCGCCACCACGCAAUGGAUCCCCACUGGCACAGUUUACAACCACCAGUCCACAAAGACCUGUGACACUUCCAGUUGAUGCCAUUGAACCAGUGCAGCCAAUAUCCAGAGAAACAAAAGGCAAAUGGUCUAAGCUGCCAUGGCGGAAGAAUCGAUCUCGACGAAAAGAUGGUGGUAGUCCUGAGCGAGAAUUUAAUGCGAAAGGUGUAUCUGAUUGGUUGAUUAAUAAGCACAUGACUGAAGAAGAAAUUGCUGCAGUAUCCCGUGAAGAAUCUUUACAGAGAUUAGAAGUGAUCAAAGCUUAUAAAGGUGAACCAAUUCCAGUUAUCGAGAGCUGCCAUAUUGAUUAUUCCACACCAACAUCUGAGCAUGGUCUCUCCAAGUUUUAUGUUGAAGCUCAUAGACCAGUUGACUCUCCUCCUUUGCCACGAUUAACAAGUAGCCUCAGUAAACGUAAAGCUCCAGGACCACCUGAUGUUAUACAAAGUGAUCAGUUAUUGGAGGAAUUUAAAAUCAGGAAAAAGAAAACACCAGCUAAGCUACAAAAAUCGCAUUCAUUCACUUCAGUCAGUAGCAUCAAGAGUAAUUGCAUGGAAAAUUAUGAAAAUUGGGGACCUGUACGGAAUGGUCUCCCUGCACCAAAGAAACCCUCAAGAAGAUUUAGAAAUCGAACUACUGCUUUUGAGAACCUGCCUUCCCAAACAGAUGCUCAUAAAAAGCGUAUAGCUCCUCAAAUUCCUAGAGAUGCUGGCGUCCAUAGAGAAGAUUCUGGAAUGUCUUCCGCUAAUCAGAGUUCCCAUGAUGAAGCUGAUAGACCACCAUCUCCACCACGAAGAAGGAGCAACAGUGCUGUAGAGUCAAACUUCCCAAAUCCAGUUAUGGCUGUGAAGACUUCUACCCCUUUAAAAUCUGCCAUGAGAAACGUUGAAGAUAAUCAUAGUAAGGUGGAUGAAAAAAUUCCUAAAAGGCCAGUCAGGGUCUUGGUCCCAGGCCAUCCAUCAAUAGCAUCACAAAAUGACACAUCUCAAAAUAAUAAAGAGAAACUGUAUGCCAAUGUCGACAUGGUAUUAUCUGAUAAUGAUGCCACCUAUAAUCACACACCAGUGCCAGCUCCAAGAAUAAAGAAGUUAAUGGUUGAUCAAGGAACCAGUCCAUUGAAACUAGAGACAUUAUUAGCGGAGUCUCUCUCUCCUCCAACAUCACUUGAUGCUAGUGUGAAUGUGGUAGAUCCCUUUGUUGCCAAAAUUACCAAUAGAAACAUGAUAACUUUGUCAAAGGUUGCUUCUGUGUGGCAGAACUGCCAUGAGACCUGCCCAAGACUGGAUGAUGUGGUUUUCAAGGACUUUAAAUUAACUAUGGAGCAACCAUGCUUCACCAGUCCAGAAGCUAAGUUCUUUUCUGCUGAGCUAAAUGGUAGCGAGGAGAAAAACUUCACUUUAAUGGUGUUCACAGACUCUGAAUUAGUAGAUCCUCUGUACAAAUUUAUCUUUUCAAUUCAACUGAUUUUGCCACACCCAAAUAUCAUCAAUGUUUGCUCCGCUUCCAAGACCCAUGUACCAAGCUCAAUUAUUAGACCAGAAACGUCUCCAUCCAAGUGUCAGGAUCCUGUCGACCAAUCAGCAGAGACAUCUGAAAGCUUGCUGGUAGCAUUGGCAAUCCAACCAGUUAGCAGUGUUGCAAAGUUUGUGAGUUACUCGAAGGAGAAACAUAAUUUCUUACCUGAGCAAUAUGAAGGUGAAGUUAUAACACUUCUUUUGCAACUCUUCUCUGGUUUACAACAUCUUGAGAAUAACAACAUCAGCCUUUCAACUGUCAAGAUGGAGAAUCUCCUUCUUUUAGACUCUGGUCUUCCUGGUGGAGGCAUUUAUUUAGUAAUUGACUACAUCAGCCUUGCAGAAAGAGAAGAGUCAGAACUUGUUAAUGGUACACUUCUCUCUCCAAGCAUCAUUAAUAAGACUAAUGAGUUUGAUGUUGGCAUACUGAUUUACAAAUUGCUCCAUCAGCCAAACCCCUUUAGUGUGAAAACCAACCUCAUUAUCAGAGACUACAAACCAAGUGAUUUGCCAAAACUUCCUAUCAAGUCAAGAUAUUCACAUGGAUUACAGAAGCUUGCAGGUGAACUUCUACGAAAGAAUCCUACAGACAGACUCAGUGCAAAACAGAGCAUUGAAUUGCUGCAUCUCCUAAUUUGGGGUCCGUCUCUAGAGAGUCUUGUCACUGCAGAGACGGAGGGCUCUCUUGAUAAGUAUCUAGCUACAUGGCAUGCAGAGGAAUGUGCCAAGAUGGUGAACUACAUUGCCGAGCAGCAGAUUAAUAUGCUGCUUGGCAAUGGUAAAAGUUUCUCAAUGGCUGACCAACUGCAUUGUCAGUUUCUCAAUGGUGUUGAUUUCGAUUUAAUGAAAAAUAGCUUCAAGUUGUUAAAUUCAUAGAUUUAAUUUUCAUAUUUUAAACACUAUAUGACAAUAACAAUAUUGAAAACAGUAUUACUGUACUGUAGUAUUACAGAGGAAACCUUAAAUACACUUUCUCUAAACAUAAGGUAAUGAGAUAAUUUUAAUCAAAGAGAAAUUAAUUCAAAUGGUAAAUGCAAACACCAGACACCCAUACAAAUUAUUAUGCAAACCCUCUGUCAUAGUUGAAUUACAACUUUUGAUUGUGUGUCUUUAUAUUUACAGAGUAUUAAAUGUAGUUGUUUUCUAUCAUGUUAGUGCCAAGUCACUGCUUUGGGUUUAUAAUGAAAUAACUGUUAAUUAAUAGAUAACUUUUGUUAAAUGCAAAUUAUAUACAGUAGUUAUAUAAACCAAUUUAUUGUCUGCUAUUUUUAGAGUCACUUUAUUUUAGAAUUAAGGUAUAGUUCUUCCAACCAAAUGUAUGAAUACCAUAAUUUUCAUUCAGUUGAAAUAUGUCACAGAACAUGUGCUGUCAAAGAUUAUAGAAGAUUUACACACAUUUAUUUCUGUAUUAUACUAUGCAGGAAUUAGUUUAAUUAUUGAAAUGAUUGCAAGAGAUUAUAUUUGAACAUGAAAAAUGUUAGUUAUUUUUUUCAAUAUAUUUAGUUAUGGAUACUUGAGUGAGAUAGAGGGCACUGCGAAUUUGUACCUAUGAAAACUUUCCAAGAUGUUUGUGACUCUUUUGAUCAUUAAUAAUUCUAUGCAUUAAGUUCAGUAAACCCUUGAAAUUGUAGAUACAUCAUGCAUGUCAAGAUGUUAGUCUUUCAAAGGAGUUUUAACAGAAGGGUGCUAAAUGUAAUGGUUAGGUUAAAUUUCUACAUUCCAAUCAGCAGGGUUAAAGAAAAUAAUUCUGAACUUUUAAAUUUCUGUGUAGUUACUUUUUCUUUUAAUAUAGGGAGUUUACAAUCGUUUUUAGUGUGCUUAAAGAAAAAAGAAAAAGUGUAGUGACUUAAUCUGUGUUAAGGAGUUCUGGAACUUAUGUAAUACUGUAUUGUGUUACUGUAAUUUUAUAUAACACAUAAUGAGAAUGCACAUUAUUUCCAGUUCUUUUGAUUAAAUACCAUUAGAACUUAUACUCAGCUCCCUGGGGGAGUAUUCCGUAACAUAGCAGCUAGUAAUCAGGGUAUUGUCAGUUGAACCUAUCAGGUACCCACUUAGACUUGCGAGUGGUAUUAAAGAUAAACAUAUAAAAUUUAUAAUGAAUUUUAAUACUGUACUUACUGAUCACAUUUAGAAAGUUUUAUUUUUAAAACAAAACUUGAAAUUUAAAAAGAUGUUCUCACAAUUAAUGGACGCAUAAAUAAUACCAUUCCUAUUUUUUGCACAGACCCUUAAAAUUGGCAGACUAUCAAUUUAAGAAUAUUUUUUUUAAGUGGUAAUGAAUAUAAUGGUAUAGAAUAUUUUUUGUAAAACAAAUUAAAUAAAACUUAAAAUCUGUGUUUCAUGGAAAUUCAAUUUCUUAAUAGUCAGAAAGACACUCUAUCUUAGUAAUUGAUUUUUUUAAUGUAUUUUUUCCAAUUACUGUAUAUCACAUAAACAUGCUAAGCAUUUCUCAAUUUCGAAAUUUUUAACUUUUCAAGUUACUUAAACAUAGAAUGUUUAAUAUCUUUACUCCAUGCUAAAUGUAUAUUUUUAAACAUAUACUAUUAAUGGUUAAUAUAGACGAUAUGACAAUAAUUUAUACAGGUGUGUUUGAAAAGAAAUAUGUAAGAAAUAUCCAAAUAUUAUUCUGUAGUAAUUAUUGUAUAUUUUAAGAUGCUGUGUUGAAACAUUGCAUAUAUUUUUAGUCGGAGAUUGUGUUUGUUUUUUUUAUUAGGACCAAGUUUAGUUGUUUUAUAAAAUUGUGCAAUUUACCAGUAUCAUGCAUUUUAUACUGUUUUGUAGUGAAAACGUAUCAUACAUACUGUAGAUAUAUAGAUAAUGUUCAUUGGUAUGUACUGUAGUUAUUAUAUAACCCUCGUGCAUGCUUCUGGCCUUGUAAAGCAAUCGUCAGUUGUUCAUAAUGAAAAUGUAUAUUAUUUUGAAGAAGUGUAUUAAAUUUUUUUGAAAAUAUAA